Platichthys flesus (European flounder) is the source of this 3099-nucleotide messenger RNA. RefSeq names its product KH-type splicing regulatory protein (gene khsrp). Lineage: Eukaryota; Metazoa; Chordata; Actinopteri; Pleuronectiformes; Pleuronectidae. Gene Ontology annotation, cellular component: nucleus; cytoplasm. The coding region runs from base 195 to 2225 and encodes 676 amino acids. The record is from RefSeq and is a predicted model, not a curated record. The transcript has 18 exons. Gene Ontology annotation, molecular function: mRNA binding. Gene Ontology annotation, biological process: regulation of DNA-templated transcription.
GGGUGGACGGAGGUAGCGGGAUUGAUUGGUUGGAUUUAAGCCCUGAAGUUUGCCGGCGUGGUCCCGCGUCUCUUACAUUGGUGCCCCCCCCUCCUCCUACGCUCCCGUGUAGCCUUCCCGCUUCUGCGCAGCUCGACCCGGCCGCAGCCAUCCAGCCUGCCCCCUUGUGUGUCUGAUUGCCCCUUGUGAGCAGCAUGUCUGAAUACGGCGGUGUGCCGACGAACGGAGUCAAUGCUGGGAUGAAAAAUGAUGCUUUUGCCGACGCUGUACAACGAGCCAGACAGAUUGCAGCUAAGAUCGGUGGAGACGGUGUCCCCUCAGGGAGCAACAACGGAGGAGCUGAGAGUUAUCCAUUCACACCACAAAAACGAUCCCUGGAAGAAGCAGAUGAACCCGAUGCCAAGAAGGUAGCAUCACAGGGUGAAAGAGAUUCUUCAUUGUCUAUUGGCGCUCAGCUCGCUGCUCUGUCCCAACAAAGUGUCAGGCCCUCUACAAUGACUGAAGAGUGCAACGUGCCAGAUGCCAUGGUCGGCCUCAUCAUUGGCCGAGGAGGUGAACAGAUCAACAAAAUACAACAGGAUUCUGGCUGCAAGGUCCAGAUUGCUCAUGACAGUGCAGGACUAUCCGAAAGGACUGUUUCUCUGACAGGGUCACCGGAUGCCAUAGGGAGAGCCAAGGCCCUCAUAGAUGACAUAGUGUCCAGGGGUCACGAGUCGACCAAUGGGCAGGCAGGUUCGAUGCAGGAGAUGAUCAUCCCUGCCGGCAAGGCUGGCCUCAUCAUAGGCAAAGGAGGAGAGACCAUCAGGCAGCUACAGGAGCGAGCUGGAGUUAAAAUGAUACUUAUUCAAGAUGGAUCCCAGCCACCAAACGUAGACAAGCCGCUACGCAUCAUUGGAGAUCCCUACAAAGUGCAGCAAGCAAAAGACAUGGUCAAUGAGAUUCUACGAGAGAGGGAUCAUGCUGGUUUUGGAGAGAGGAGUGAAUACGGAUCAAGGAUGGGAGGCGGCGGCGGAGGAGGAGGAGGCGGCGGAUUAGGAGGUGGUGGAGGCGGCGGUGGUGGAGGCGGUGGUGGUGGCGGCAUCGAGAUAGCGGUGCCCCGCCACUCUGUGGGAGUUGUGAUUGGUCGAAAUGGGGAGAUGAUAAAGAAGAUCCAGGGCGAUGCAGGAGUGAAGAUACAGUUUAAACCAGAUGAUGGUACUGGUCCUGAAAAAAUUGCCCAUAUUAUGGGUCCGCCAGACCAGUGUCAGCAUGCUGCAUCGGUCAUCACUGACCUGCUACAGAGCAUCCGUGCCCGAGAGGAGGGUGGACAGGGGGGCCCCCCAGGUCCUGGUGCAGGUAUGCCGCCUGGUGGUCGAGGGCGGGGUAGAGGCCAGGGUAACUGGGGUCCUCCUGGUGGAGAGAUGACCUUCUCUAUUCCGGCUCACAAAUGUGGGCUUGUCAUUGGCAGAGGAGGGGAGAACGUCAAGUCUAUCAACCAGCAGACCGGUGCAUUUGUUGAAAUAUCUCGUCAGCCACCUCCAAAUGGUGACCCAAACUUCAAAUUGUUCAUCAUCCGAGGGUCCCCACAACAGAUUGACCAUGCGAAGCAGCUCAUAGAGGAGAAGAUCGAGGCUCCAUUGUGUCCAGUGGGUGGUAGUCCAGGUCCCGGAGGCCCAGGGGGUCCGAUGGGUCCCUAUAACCCCAAUCCAUAUAACCCAGGCCCUCCUGGAGGUGCUCCCCAUGGGGCUGCACCUGGUGGCCCCCAGUACUGUCCUCAGGGUUGGGGAAAUAACUAUCAGCAAUGGCAAGCCCCAGGCCCACAUGACCCAAAUAAAGCAGCAGCAGCAGACCCGAAUGCAGCAUGGGCAGCAUACUAUGCACAAUAUUAUGGACAGCAGCCAGGGGGUGCCAUGCCAGGCCAGGCUCCAGGAGCUGCCCCAGCAGCACCUGGAGACCAGAGCCAAGCAGCACAGGCCCCAGGAGGUCAGCCAGACUACACCAAGGCUUGGGAGGAGUACUACAAGAAGAUGGGCAUGGCUCAGCCAGCUGGAGGAGCAGCGGCAGCUGCUCCAGUUGCUGCCCCAGCAGCAGCGGCAGUGGCAGGAGGAGGAGCUGCAGCUGGAGGCCAGCAGGACUACAGUGCAGCCUGGGCUGAGUACUACAGACAGCAGGCAGCCUAUUAUGGACAGGGAGGGCAGGCACCAGGACAGCCAGGUGGUCCACAGCAGGGACAACAGGGCCAGUAAACAAUGGUUUGGUCUGUUGGACGGCUGCGAUGGUUCUCUGGACUUGUUUGUUUUUCCUGUCAAGAGGUUUCCCUUUUGGAUUUAAUAAGACAAGACCAUAGGUUACUCAUCAACCCUGAAAUUUUUUUAUUUCGAACCUCCGUUUGUUUUUUAAAGUCAAAUUUGAAGAAAGGAAAAAGGGAAAUGAUUUUGCCCAUGCGUUGAUCAAAGCACUACUUGGGACUAUUAAAUUUGCCCCUUCACCUCACCCACACCUUGUAAUACAUCUGAUAGAUUCUUUUUUUCUUUUAAUGUGAAAUAUUGAGCAUUUUCUUGUAAACUAGCACAACAGCAUCUCACAUUUUACUGGUUUUCCCCUUCUAUUUCUUGAGGGUAAAAACUGUCAAGCAGUAUUUUGAAUAUAUUCAAAAAUUGUGUUUGUAGGAAAAAAAACAGUUGCAAAUUUUGGGUCAUUUUUUUUCUUUUCUUUUUUAUUCUUGAUACUUUUUUUUUUUUUUUUUAACAUUCCCAAUGUUUAAGUUGCAGGUGUAUUUUUCCUGCCACGAAGAUUUCUUAUUUUAAUUUUAUUUGUUGUAAUUAUUUUCCUCACAGGGGUUGUGUGUCUGUAUACAGUGUAUGCUACUGAACAGAAAAUGUGUGGCUGUAAUAAGCACCAACUGUCCUACAUGUGUAUGUGGGUCAGUUGUGUGUGUGCAUGUAUGUGUUUGUGUGUUUGACUGCCCUGUUUAAUUUCGACAACAUUAUUGUUGGAACAUAUUUUUUUUUUUUCUUUCUCUAUGGUAGAAUUUGUUAUUGUAUUCUGUACUUUUUUUUUGUUUUGUUAUUUUUUACAACUUGUUUUUAAAAACUUAAAAUAAAAACAUUCAAAUUGCAA